Molecule: messenger RNA, 2824 nt
Organism: Musa acuminata subsp. malaccensis (wild Malaysian banana)
Lineage: Eukaryota; Viridiplantae; Streptophyta; Magnoliopsida; Zingiberales; Musaceae
Product: receptor-like serine/threonine-protein kinase ALE2
Biological process (GO): protein phosphorylation
Molecular function (GO): protein kinase activity; ATP binding
Source: RefSeq, a predicted model, not a curated record
GGAAAAAAGUAAAGUGAAGACAAAGAGGAGUAGAAAGGAAGCGGAAGUUUGGCCCAAGGGCGGCAAAAAGCCCUAACAGCUUCUUCCGGAUCGGAAUUCCCUCCCAUGGACUGGCGAUCACGGAUCCCGACCUGGUCAUCGCGCUCCGCGUCGCCAGAUCGAGCCCGUCGAGCUCCGGAUCGCGCGAUCUCUCUCCGGUUUCGAUCCGUGUAGGCUCGCCGGCGCCUGCUGCUCCCGCUGCUACCCCGCUCGGCUCCGAGGCCUCCAUGCGCUCCCCGCCCUUCGCCGGAAGGAUCUCCGCUGAGCUCGGUGGAUCUGCGUCGCCGUUGCUCGGUUUGGAUCGGCGAUGGGGGUGGGGGGCUGUCGGCAAGUUUCGAGGGUUUGCAACUGUGGAGGAUUAUUCAAACUAUCGACAAAGAUACUGUUUCUGGGCUUUCUGUUUAUUGUAAUAUAUUUGCAAGUGGUUACUGAAGCGAAGCCUGCCAGUCAUAUACCAGAAGCAGCGGUGAUAUCUCCAGCUGCUUCUCCUUCAGAUGGAUGGGAUAAAGCUCAUUCCACGAUCACACUAUCAAAAGAUGAAAUUCCUUUGCCAGCUAGUCUUCCUCUGGUCAACAGAAGGCACAGGAAGUACUCUUUACAGCAGGCUGCAUCUUCGCCAUUGCCAAUCAGAGCUUCACCGAUACAUCGCUCGCUAACCACUGUUGGUGUGCCCGCUUCACGCUUGUCGAGUUUUGUAAGUCCUUCGAUAGAGCAUGACCAACACCCUUCCACAGAGUUUGCUGUUACUCCUUCACUUGUUGGCUAUUCUGAUCCAGCAUAUUCAAACUUAAGCUCGGUUCCUUUUGGAUUAACACAACCACCUUUGUCUCCUCAAACUGAAUGUUGUGAGUCGAACAUGGUGCAGAGACGAGGUACGCAAGAUUGCCAUUGCGUGUACCCAGUGAAAGUUGAGCUCUUCCUACAGAAUGUUUCUCUGAUAUCAAAUUGGAGCAAUGAAUUUCUUCAAGAACUGGCUUAUCAACUUGAACUGCGCAUUGAUCAAUUUGAGAUCGUUAAUUUUUAUGUUGUUGGUGCAUUUGGGUUAAAUAUCACAAUGAACAUAGCCCCACAUACAGGGUUAAGUUUUUCUGCAGAUAAAGUCAUUGCAAUGAAUUCUUCGCUUGCACUGCAUAGGGUCCGCGUCAACCCGGAUCUAGUUGGCGACUACAGGCUUCUCAAUUUGACUUGGUUUAGGCCACUCGCUCCUCCACCUGCACCUUUUCGGGCUAUAUCACCUAUGGCUUCACCACCUGCAGUGCCCUACUUGCCAACAUCUGCACCAAAUUAUGAUUCUGGAGGCCAAAAACAUUUAAGUAUUUUUAUAAUUAUUGGGAUAUGUAUCAGUGUUAUCAUCAUUGUUACUUUGGUCAUGCUAGUAAUCUGUUCCCGCACAUCUAGCAAAGGAAAGGAGGUACCAGCCGAAGAAGCAGUAAAGUCAAGGACUGCAGAUGCAGUUUCUGUAGAAGGGUCUCUUCCUCAUCUCACCAGUACACGGUUCCUUUCGUAUGAGGAGCUCAAAGAGGCUACAAAUAAUUUUGAGCCUGCCAGCAUAGUUGGGGAAGGUGGGUUUGGUCGUGUUUUCAAGGGUGUAUUGAGUGAUGGGACAGCUGUUGCCAUCAAGAAGCUCUCUAGCGGAGGACACCAAGGAGAUAAAGAAUUCCUGGUUGAGGUUGAGAUGCUGAGCAGGCUGCAUCAUAGAAAUCUUGUGAAACUUGUUGGUUACUGUGGCAGCCGUGAUUCGUCACAAAAUCUUCUUUGCUAUGAGCUUGUUCCAAAUGGCAGCUUGGAGUCCUGGCUUCAUGGCCCCCUGGGAGGAAACUGUCCUUUAGAUUGGGACACUAGAAUGAGAAUUGCUCUUGAUGCUGCUAGAGGGUUAGCCUACCUACAUGAGGAUUCUCAACCCUGUGUGAUCCACAGGGAUUUCAAAGCGUCCAAUAUAUUGCUCGAGAACAACUUCCAUGCCAAGGUUUCUGACUUUGGUCUCGCCAAGCAAGCACCUGAAGGCCGUGCAAAUUAUCUUUCCACUCGUGUGAUGGGAACAUUUGGGUAUGUAGCACCUGAGUAUGCGAUGACAGGACACUUGUUAGUAAAGAGUGACGUGUACAGCUAUGGAGUAGUUCUACUUGAACUGCUUACAGGAAGGAGGCCUGUAGAUAUGUCACAACCAUCUGGCCAGGAAAACCUAGUAACCUGGGCCCGGCCAAUUCUUCGUGACAAUAAUAGAUUAGAGGAGCUUGCAGACCCUAGGCUUGCAGGUAAGUACCCAAAGGAUGAUUUUGUCCGAGUUUGCACAAUUGCAGCAGCUUGUGUUGCACAUGAGGCAAAUCAGAGGCCCACGAUGGGCGAAGUGGUGCAGUCGCUUAAAAUGGUACAGCAUGUUGCUGAGUGCCAGGAUCCCCUUCCAACCCCAUCAACCCAUCCCAAGAACAAGCAGUCUUCAACUACCUAUGAAUCAGAUGCCACUUCGUCCAUGUUCUCUUCUGGUCCUUUCUCUGGCCUAAGCAUUUUUGACAAUGACAACAUCUCCAAGGCUGCAGUGUUUUCCGAGGAUCUGCACGAGGGUCGAUGAGGUUGAAGAUCAAGCAAAUCAUGAGAGGGCUGGGAUAAUGGCUGGCUCGUAAUAGAAAUUGAAGAUUUUGUGUAUGUUGUAUAUUUCGAUUAUCAUCAACCUGAAUCUUUGGAGUCCAUAUUUACGAAAAUAUCAACUAGUCUUAUUUUGUUUGUAAUUCAUUAAAUGUCAGUCCUCACAUUUAUUUAAUGAAUUAUUAUUUUUCUUUUUUUUUUU